Molecule: messenger RNA, 3855 nt
Organism: Chelonoidis abingdonii (Abingdon island giant tortoise)
Lineage: Eukaryota; Metazoa; Chordata; Testudines; Testudinidae
Gene: ZBTB16
Product: zinc finger and BTB domain containing 16
Biological process (GO): regulation of transcription by RNA polymerase II
Cellular component (GO): nucleus
Molecular function (GO): DNA-binding transcription factor activity, RNA polymerase II-specific; protein binding
Source: RefSeq, a predicted model, not a curated record
UUGAAAGCGACCCGAGCAGGGGCGGGGGGGGACUGGUGAUUAUCUUGUGCGAUAGAAGCUGUGAUUUUCAUUGGCUCCAAAGUGUGGAGCUGGGCUCUCUCCUCUGCCCAAUAACUAAAACAGAUGCGGCUGGUUUCCGCGUGAUUUGUGUUGGUGGAUGUGUGGGUCCCGGAGGGGACAACCGGCACCUAAAGCUAGUCCCAGAUUGAGCAGAGAAAGACACCCUAAUGACUAAAUCUCAGGUGCACUAUGGAUUUGACUAAAAUGGGUCUGAUACAGCUCCAGAACCCCAGCCACCCCACGGGGCUCCUGCAGAAAGCCAACCAAAUGCGCCUUGCAGGGACUCUGUGCGAUGUGGUCAUCAUGGUGGACAAUCAGGAGUUCCAUGCUCACAGGACAGUGUUGGCUUGCACUAGUAAAAUGUUUGAAAUCCUGUUCCACCGCAACAGUCAGCAUUAUACCCUGGACUUUCUUUCACCAAAGACUUUUCAGCAGAUACUGGAAUACGCUUACACGGCCACCCUCCAGGCUAAAGUUGAAGACUUGGAUGAUCUUCUUUACGCAGCCGAGAUCCUAGAAAUAGAAUAUCUGGAAGAACAGUGUCUGAAGAUCCUGGAGACCAUUCAGGCUUCUGAUGAAAAUGAUACAGAAGUCAACAUGACGGAUGGUGGCACUGAAGAGGAGGAGGAUAGGAAAUCUAGGUACAUCAAAAACCUAUUCAUCUCCAAGCAUUCCAGUGAAGAGAGUAGUUAUGGCAACAUGGCCAGUCAGAGUUUAACGGGGGCAAUGGUGGAACAGAGCCCAUCUGUCUCGACUUCAUUUGGACUCUCUGCGAUGAGCCCCACGAAGGCUGCUGUGGAUAGUUUGAUGACCAUUGGGCAGUCGUUAUUGCAAGGGUCUCUACAGCAGAACGCCUCCGAGGACUUGCACUCCACGAGCAGCCGCCACCCCAGUCUCUCUGAAGUAAAAACAGAAGUGAUGCAAGUGGAGGAGGCGUCUAGCCAUGAAAGCCCACGGACGGCAGAGUCCAGCACUUCUGGAGGGGACAAGUCAGAUGACAAAAGCAAGGAAGGCCCUGGUACUCCCACGCGUAGCAGUGUUAUCACAAGUGCCCGUGAACUUCAUUAUGCCCGGGAUGAGAAUCCAGAGCAGCCCCUCGAGUUGGGCCAAGGAGUGUCAGUCGGACCGGAGCACUCGAUUUCUCAAAGUGAGAAACACCUGAGUAUAUAUUCAGUGCUACCAAAUCACAAAACUGACUCGAUGCUCAGCAUGCCAUCCUCCAUGACAUCAGCUCUUCACAUGCAGCCAGCUCUUGCCGUGUCCAUGGACUUCAGCGCUUAUGGGGGGCUUCUGCCUCAAGGCUUUAUUCAAAGGGAGCUAUUCAGUAAGCUGGGUGAAUUGGCAGCUGGCAUGAAAACUGAAAACCGAGCCAUCGGUGAACAGUGCAGUGUUUGUGGGGCAGAACUGCCAGACAAUGAGACGGUGGAACAACACAGGAAGCUGCACAGUGGUAUGAAGACUUAUGGAUGUGAGUUGUGUGGGAAACGAUUCUUGGAUAGCUUGCGGCUCCGAAUGCACUUACUGGCUCACUCAGCGGGUGCCAAAGCGUUUGUCUGUGAUCAGUGUGGUACACAGUUCUCUAAAGAAGAUGCUCUGGAGACCCACAGACAGACACACACCGGUACUGACAUGGCCGUCUUCUGCCUGCUGUGCGGAAAGCGGUUCCAGACGCAGACUGCCCUGCAGCAGCACAUGGAAGUGCAUGCAGGAGUGCGUAGCUACAUCUGCAGCGAGUGCAACCGCACCUUCCCCAGCCAUACCGCCCUCAAGCGGCACCUGCGCUCACAUACAGGUGACCACCCCUACGAGUGUGAAUUCUGUGGCAGCUGCUUCCGGGAUGAGAGCACGUUGAAAGGCCACAAGCGUAUCCACACUGGAGAGAAACCGUAUGAGUGCAACGGCUGCGGCAAGAAAUUCAGUCUCAAGCACCAGCUGGAGACCCAUUACAGGGUGCACACAGGUGAAAAGCCUUUUGAAUGCAAGCUGUGUCACCAGAGGUCCCGAGAUUACUCUGCCAUGAUCAAACAUCUCAGGACCCACAACGGCGCUUCCCCCUACCAGUGCACUAUCUGCCUGGAGUACUGCCCCAGCCUGUCUGCCAUGCAGAAACACAUGAAGGGCCACAAGCCAGAGGAGAUCCCCACUGACUGGAGGAUAGAGAAGACCUAUCUCUACCUUUGCUAUGUUUAAGGGACAUGGAGGGGCAAGAUUGAAGUCAUGAAGGACUGGGCAAAAAAAAUGCAUCAUCCAUGGCCUUUUAUUCUGUUGUUGUUUACUAAAGGGGUUCUCCUUUUUUGUUCCUGGCUCGUGAGGUGUUUGUGUGGGGGAGGGGGAGUAAUUCCCUUUUUAAUUUGGGGGUUCUCUGUGCAGUCGAUGAGAAAACUCAUCAGAAUCGAGCCAUAGCCAAAUAUCUGCUCGUGUUUUGUGACAAUGCAUGUCAAGGGCUUUGGAAAGAGCAGGUGAAAUGUCACUGUGGGGGGGGGGAAGGGGCAGUCCCAGCGCAAGCUUUGGGGUCUGAGAUUUUGGAGUUUGAAUUUUUUGUCCUGUUUUUGCCACAUUUGUUUAGUUUAUUCAGGCCUCAUCUACAUUUAAAAACGAGGCAUCCUAGCUACAUUGCUUAGGGCUGUGAAAAAUUUUGCACCCUGAAUGUUGUCGUUAGGGUGACCUAGCCCCUGGUGUGGAUGUGGCUAGGCUGACCGAAUUCUUCCAUCAACCCGCCUGUCGGAGAGAUGGAUUAACUACGGCAACAGAAGAACCCCUUCUGUGGCUGUAGCCGCUGUAAUGUCAGACAUGCCGUCAGUCACCAACUUUAUUCAGCUGCCUCUUGUGCAGCCUCACCAGUAGGUGGCAGUGUAAUGCCUAUUGUUAAAAUCCCCCUCAGAGGAUUCCCCCCAAAUCAGAUCGAACGACCCUGUUUUGGGGGUACCCAGAAAUACCAGGGCAGAUGAUGAGCAGCAUGACGGGCUGGAUGAUCUGCAGUUAGUUAGUUGUGCUAAUAAUGUGGCAGGUUACAAUGCAGUCCAGAUUUCCCCAAGUAACUAGUGAUUUGGGGAGCCUUGGUUUUUUUGCUUGCCGGACUUGAGACACCCUGAAUUUCAGAACAUGCUGAUCAGCCUCGUCGGUGACUCCAGCUGGGCAGCUGGGAUCACUAGUCAGUCUGGCACAGCUUGGCGUAAUUAAAGGCACAACCAGAAUUUUCCUCAGGAGGGGGCCCAGGGAGACAACCCCUUUGGAGCCGGCAUCUGUCCCAGAUGGAGAAGAUGGUGGGCUAUAGUGCCCAUAGGCACAGCUUUGUGUCUCGGAGUGCAGAGCCAGCGACAGGCAAGUUUGUGGCGCUGCAGCCAGGGGAGGAAGUAUUGGGAUGUGCCAGGGCAGGGUGCAUCCCAGGCUGCACGGGGAGAUACCAUGCAGCCCUGUGGGCAUCCAGUGCCCCCAUUCCCCGUGAAAUGCCCUGGCAUCAAGGCUGCACACACACCCCCACUCGGAAAGUGCCGGGGCCUCCCCUCCCAGCCAGCAGUACCAGGACUCUGGCCGGGGUUUCCCCCAUUGGGCACCCCACCCAUUACCUCCUGGGUGCGUGGCAAGUCCCUGGUUGCAGGGCCACCCUGCACUGCUAUCUGGAGCAUGGGUGGCCACAGCUGGAUCUCAGUUCAGAUCCAGCCAAGGGAAAGCUGUCCCCCUGGCCCAUGUUGCGCCCGCUUGAGCAUAAGUAAAAUAAACCUGAACUUUGCUACAGUUUCCCCCCUCCCUUUCCCCCUUCGCCCCUGGGCUGCUGUGUUUCAGAUGGCAGAUAAU